CGCCGCUUGCUGUGGCACGGCUCUCGAACAACAACUUUGGUAUGCUAGCACUUGCAACGUGGAACGAGUGGAAUGCUGAAUGCUCGUGUAGGCGGCAUACUGAGCCAAGGCCUCCGCAUCGCACCACCCGAGGCUCCCGUCAACGGCUAUGCCUUCGGAAAGGCGUGUAUCUUGCAGACAUCUCGACCAAAAGUGCGAAUUACUCUGUCAGCUCUAGCUCUGGCAAAACAAGUCUGCUUCUCCUAUGCGAAGUCGAGCUCGGUAACCCCGUGUACGAGCUCCUUGGGGGGUGAUGGCAACGCUCGUGAGGGAGCGGAGAAGGAAGGCGCCAUCGCGACAUUUGGCAUCGGCCGUACAGUGCCACAGGGCUGGGUUCAUGCCGGGAACAACAUAUCUAAAGACUUAUAGGGUGUCAAGAUUCCUGAUGUCGAGAAGGAGCCUGUGGACCUGGAGCAACAUCCUACCGCGUAUCUGCAGUACAAUGAGUACAUCGUUUAUGAUGUGGCGCAAAUCCAGCUCCGGUACCUAGUCCGGUUUCAGACGUAGUGGUUCAGGCCAAUUGUAACGGCGUUG
Molecule: messenger RNA, 573 nt
Organism: Baudoinia panamericana UAMH 10762
Lineage: Eukaryota; Fungi; Ascomycota; Dothideomycetes; Mycosphaerellales; Teratosphaeriaceae
Exons: 3
Coding region: 73-408 (111 amino acids)
Molecular function (GO): NAD+ poly-ADP-ribosyltransferase activity
Source: RefSeq, a predicted model, not a curated record